CAUCUCUGGAUAAUGAAUACUUAGGUUACAAGACUCUGUAUCUCAAAUGAGAGAUUAGCUUCACAAAAUGAAAAAUGAUAGUCUAUUGAUACCAUACUCCAAUAAAUUGUAUAUCGAAUCUCAUUUAUUAAUAAUAGAAAGAAGACUUGAUGAAAGUUUAGAUAGUCUCAGUACCAAUAAUAAGGAUUUACCAUCCUUCUAUGAGUAUUUGUAGAUUAGAUCUGCUUCAUUGAUGAACAGUUUAUAGCCUAUAAGGACAUUGAUAAAAUAGAUUAUUCCAUUUGAUAAACAAAGGAUUUAGAGAGAAUACUAAGGAACAAUUAUUGAAAUAACUCUCUUCCAUGACACAUAUAAUGUAUUCUAAGGGUAAAAUUUCAUGUUUUUUUCAAGUAAUAAAAUUAUAUAGCAAAAUCCUAAAAUUAACCAGUCAGAUUUUAACAUAUAAUUCCCUAGAUUGUGGAUAAGGAUGAAGAGAUUCCAUGUAGAAUUUAAUUAUUUGGCAUAAAUAUUCGAAGGAUCACAUUUAAUUAAUUUUAAUUAAAGGUAGCAUGAUUAAGAUUUAGAGAACAUAUGCUGUGUGACAUUAUUUUUAAAUAACAUUUUAAUUUAAAAAAAAAUUGCAAUGGGAUCUUGCUCCUCAUAAAAAAUUCAAUUACCCUAUUCUCCAUCAAAAUAAAGCUAAAUCGUUGAAGUUCAAGCUUUUCCGAGAAUGCCAUGGAUUAAUAAAUAUCUGCAGUAACCUUAAGAACGAGUAAUUCUGCCCUACAAUCCUAACAGUACAUAUUUGUUACUAUAAGAAGGUCAUGAAUACCAAUAUAAUGUCGAAGUAGAAGGUGUCAUAUUUGACGAAAUAGCUCCACCUGACUUUCUUGAUGAUGAUAUUUUAGAACCAAUAGAAGAUGAUGAUUGA
This is a messenger RNA of Paramecium octaurelia, 910 nucleotides long. Lineage: Eukaryota; Ciliophora; Oligohymenophorea; Peniculida; Parameciidae. The record is from the annotation of a GenBank genome assembly.